This is a messenger RNA of Condylostylus longicornis, 744 nucleotides long. Its product is annotated as U-Kazal-Dg21.2-like. The record is from RefSeq and is a predicted model, not a curated record. Bases 1 to 744 code for a protein of 247 amino acids. Gene Ontology annotation, molecular function: protein binding. The transcript has 5 exons. Lineage: Eukaryota; Metazoa; Arthropoda; Insecta; Diptera; Dolichopodidae.
AUGCAAUCAUUUGCAAUUCCUCCAGAAUGUGCUUUUCCAUGUGCAAAUAUUUAUAAUCCCCUAUGCACGUACAAUGGUAGAUGUUAUCAAACAUUUGGUAAUAGUUGUGUACUAGCUUCGGCAAACUGUGCAUUACCACCAGAAUCACCAAAAUAUGAAGUUGUAGAUUCAGUAGAAUGUGAAUAUUUACCUUGCGCUUAUUUUAAACUUUGUGUAUGUGAUUACGCGUGCUCGACAAUCUAUCAACCAGUUUGCGGUUAUAAUGGCUACUGUUAUAAAACAUUUUCGAAUCAAUGUAAUUUUGACAAUUUCAAUUGCCGACAUUCAUAUCAAAUUGUAUUACCUAACGAAAUACUUGGAGAAGGAGAAAAUUGCCCUGAAGCUUGUACAGAUAUAUAUGCUCCGGUAUGUGCAUUUAAUCAUCAAUGUUAUAGAACAUUUGGUAAUGAAUGUGAAGUUAAAGCAGAAAAUUGUCGUUUAUCUAAGAAUGAAAAAAAAUUUAAAAUUGUGUCUGUGGGGGAAUGUGAAAAUCAUCCAUGCUUUUCUCAAAAUAUAUGCGAAUGCAAUAUGGCCUGCAUAUUGUUAUAUGAUCCAAUUUGUGCCUAUAAUGGUAAUUGUUUUAAAACAUUCUCAAAUGGUUGUUUUCUAAAUGCUCAUAAUUGCCAAAAUCCGUAUAACUAUUUUGUUGAACAAUGCCAUGGUGAAUGCAAUGCAUUAAAUUAUCAACCAAUAUGUGAAAAUUAA